Messenger RNA from Protopolystoma xenopodis, 309 nucleotides. Lineage: Eukaryota; Metazoa; Platyhelminthes; Monogenea; Polystomatidea; Polystomatidae. The record is from the annotation of a GenBank genome assembly.
AUGCGCGGCGAGUCUGUACGUUCCAGUCCUAUAGACGGGUCAACCAACGUUUCUUCAUGCAUCCCAAUAGUGGGCACUUCACGCUACAGAUGUAAAUGUGUCAAACCAUUCCGCGAAGACGUUACUCUGGGCUACCAAAACUGCGCUGCGCGCUCAGGAGCUUGUGACUAUCUGAUAUGUGUGCAUGGCACUUGUUUGACCUCGCUCGACUACUCCUCUUCGGCCUGCAUUUGUGACCCCGGCUGGGAUGGUGAAAUAUGCGACAAAAGGGUAGGACUCUGGCUGCCUUUAACUACUUUAGAAGUCUAG